Molecule: messenger RNA, 3112 nt
Organism: Solanum pennellii
Lineage: Eukaryota; Viridiplantae; Streptophyta; Magnoliopsida; Solanales; Solanaceae
Product: tRNase Z TRZ3, mitochondrial
Exons: 12
Coding region: 87-3029 (980 amino acids)
Biological process (GO): mitochondrial tRNA 3'-end processing
Cellular component (GO): mitochondrion
Molecular function (GO): 3'-tRNA processing endoribonuclease activity
Source: RefSeq, a predicted model, not a curated record
AUAACAUGCAAUGGCAAGUGCAAAAUCUUUCAGACAUGGGCGGGGUUUUAUGUUUGGGAACCUAAAACCCUGUGUGUACAAAUAAAAUGCCCCAAAUCUCAAGCCUACGCCUCCUAUUCUCCUCCGCCAAUCACCACGCACUUCUCACUUCCCCUUUAACCCCAAAACCAUCGCUUUACCUUUCUCAUCUCUUCAAAAUCAAGCACCCCCCAUUUCUCCAUACCCACACUCACAAGCCCUGUCGUCUUCUCUUCGCCGCAUAUUCAAGAAAACCCAAAAAUAUCGAACGACCCGGUUCGUCGAGCGGUUCAAGAAGGCGUAGUAGUAGCAGUAGUUCAAAUAAGGAGAAUAAAGGGAAGUCGGUAAUGGAAGAAAGUAGUAGUAGUGCGAUUGCUGAGUCUGUUGGGUUUAAUAAAAGAAGGGCUGAAGGUAAAGAUAAGAAUGAUGGUCCCAGGAAAAACCUUCAACUCAAAGUUCGCAAACUCAACCCUGUUAAUACUAUUUCAUACGUCCAGAUCCUUGGGACUGGCAUGGAUACACAAGAUACAACACCCUCAGUCCUUCUCUUCUUUGAUAAACAGAGGUUUAUUUUUAAUGCUGGAGAAGGAUUGCAACGCUUCUGCACAGAGCAUAAAAUUAAGCUAUCAAAGAUUGAUCACAUAUUUCUGUCGCGAGUCUGUUCAGAAACUGCCGGUGGACUCCCAGGUCUUUUAUUGACUUUGGCUGGCAUGGGAGAAGAAGGAAUGUCUGUCAAUGUAUGGGGUCCUUCUGAUCUCAAGUACUUGGUCAAUGCAAUGAAAUCAUUCAUCCCAAAUGCCGCCAUGGUCCAUGCACGUAGUUUUGGCCCACCUGUUGAUUCUUCGGGGGCUACUGAUGAACUCUUUGUUCCUAUUAACGAUGAGGUUGUCAAAAUAUCUGCUGUUCUGUUGCGACCACGUUACUCAAAAGUGUCUAAGACGACAAAGGAAGGAUCCUCUGAACUUGAUGAUUCACUAGUUGGUGAAAAUCUUUCAGCAGAGAGGAUGCAGUCCACAGCUGAAUUUGCAUUGAAGCCUGGGGAUCUUGCUGUAGUGUAUGUUUGUGAGUUGCCUGAAAUUAAGGGAAAGUUUGAUCCCAAAAAGGCUGCUGCUCUUGGGUUGAGACCUGGCCCAAAAUGCCGUGAAUUGCAACUCGGGAAUUCUGUACAGUCAGAUCAUCAAGACAUCAUGGUUCACCCUAGUGAUGUAUUGGGGCCUUCUGUUCCUGGUCCUAUUGUACUCGUUGUUGACUGCCCAACACCGUCUCAUCUGCAAGAAUUGUCGUCUGUACAUUCUCUCACUCCGUAUUACUCAGAUCCAUCCGAACAAUCCAAGGAAAUGUGCAAAAAAGUUGAUUGUGUGAUACACCUUAGUCCUGCUUCAGUAACGUGUACAACUGAAUAUCAGCAAUGGAUGUCAAGAUUUGGUGAGGUGCAGCACGUCAUGGCAGGACAUCAGUUGAAGAAUGUUGAAAUUCCAAUUCUGAAGUCUAGUGCAAGAAUUGCCACAAGGCUGAACUACUUGUGCCCUCAAUUCUUUCCUUCGCCUGGUUUUUGGUCUCUUCCGCAGUUAAAGAGCUUACCCUCAGUCUCUAAGGGUCCAAGUGAGUUCUCUCUUCCAGCUUCAUGUCAAGUUAUUACGGCAGAGAACCUCCUCAAGUUCCAUCUUCGCCCAUAUGCACAGCUUGGUUUAGACAGAUCUGGUAUUCCUGAAAUUACUUCUCGGCCAAAAAUCAUAGAAGACUUAAUUACAGAAAUUCCUGAAAUUGUGGAUGCUUCUGAGCAUAUUACCCAACUGUUGCAUCAUGGUAACAAAAUUGCAAAUGGAGGCAGCACGACAUUGCAGGCCAACAAUGUUGUGAUAGAAGAGCCCUGGUUGCAUGAAACUGCAUUACCUAGUUGUUUGGAAGGUAUAACAAGAGAGGAUAUGGAGAUUGUUCUUCUUGGAACUGGUUCUUCCCAGCCUUCAAAAUAUCGAAAUGUCACUUCCAUUUUUAUCAAUCUUUUCUCAAAGGGAAGUAUUCUGUUAGAUUGUGGUGAAGGAACAUUGGGACAGCUAAAAAGAAGAUUUGGCAUUGAAGGUGCUGAUGAAGCUGUAAAAGGUCUAAGGUGCAUUUGGAUUUCUCAUAUUCAUGCUGAUCAUCAUACUGGUAUUGCAAGAAUACUUGCUCUCCGACGCGAUUUACUUAAUGAAACUCCUCAUGAACCUUUAGUUGUUGUGGGACCACGACAGCUUAAGAUAUUCCUUGAUGCAUACCAAAAGCUUGAGGACCUAGAUAUGCAGUUCCUCGAUUGUAGGCAAACUACAGAAGCUUCAUUGAGGACUUCUGAGUCAGGUGAAAACAAGGAUGCUAAUGGGAGUGUAGGUGUACAAAAUGACCAAAAGAAUGGUUCUAACUUAUUUGCUAAAGGUAGCCGUAUGGAGAGUUAUUGGAAGAGGCCAGGCAGCCCAGCUGCAGCAUUCCCGGUGCUGGCAAUGUUGAAGAGAAUUCUGAGAGAAGCAGGAUUGGAAGCAUUGAUCAGCUUUCCUGUUAUUCAUUGUCCACAAGCAUAUGGUGUUGUCCUGAAGGCGGCGGAUAGGACUAACAGCACUGGGAAGAAGAUACCGGGGUGGAAAAUUGUUUACUCUGGCGACACGAGGCCUUGUCCAGAACUAGUUGCAGCUUCCCAUGGGGCCACAGUUCUUAUUCAUGAGGCUACCUUUGAAGAUGGCAUGGUGGAAGAAGCCAUAGCGAGAAAUCACAGCACAACACAGGAAGCUAUUGAAGUAGGGGACGCUGCUGGAGCAUAUCGAAUCAUCCUCACUCAUUUCAGUCAAAGAUACCCUAAAAUUCCAGUUUUUGACGAAACACACAUGCACAAAACAAGCAUUGCUUUUGAUAUGAUGAGUGUUAACUUAGCAGACCUAGCCAUGCUUCCAAGAGUUCUUCCAUAUCUUAAACUGCUAUUUCGUGAUGAAAUGAUUGUUGAUGAAUCUGAUGAUGUAAAUGUUGCUACAGCAGCAGCUAUUUGAGUUACUGAAUAACACACAUUGAUCAAUUUCUUUUUAUUCAUUUAUACGCAGGAGUUAAAUCACAGUGAAUCUGUUGAUGCUAA